Messenger RNA from Castor canadensis (American beaver), 3171 nucleotides. Lineage: Eukaryota; Metazoa; Chordata; Mammalia; Rodentia; Castoridae. The record is from RefSeq and is a predicted model, not a curated record.
AAAAGGCACCAAAGUGACAAUCAAGUUAACAACCGUUCUGUCCUGAAGCUGAUGAAUGGCAGGUUAGAGGAAGACAAAUGGAUGAAUGUCCAAGUGGGAGAUAUAAUAAAACUAAAAAAUGAUCAGCCAGUUACGGCAGACUUACUAUUACUCUCUAGCAGUGAGCCGUUCAGUCUGACGUACAUUGAAACAGCAGACUUGGAUGGUGAAACCAACUUGAAAGUGAAGCAGGCUAUCUCAAUUACCAGUGAAAUGGAAGAUAAUCUGAAACUGCUCUCUGCCUUUGAUGGAGAAGUGAGAUGUGAUCUUCCCAAUAACAAGUUGGACAAAUUCUCAGGAACACUAACCUAUAAGGGGAAAAGGUACUUUCUGGACCAUGACAAGCUGCUGCUCCGAGGCUGCAUCAUCAGGAAUACAGAUUGGUGCUAUGGCUUGGUGAUUUAUACUGGUCCAGACACCAAAUUAAUGCAGAAUAGUGGAAAGUCCACCUUUAAACGGACACAGAUCGAUCAUCUCAUGAAUGUCCUUGUGCUCUGGAUUUUCCUGUUUUUAGUUGCCAUGUGCGCUUUCCUAGCAAUUGGGCAAGGCAUUUGGGAGAACCAGAAAGGCUACCACUUCCAGGUUUUUUUGCCAUGGGAAGAUUAUGUCUCUUCAUCAGUUGUGUCUGCCAUCCUCACUUUCUGGUCCUACUUCAUUGUUCUCAACACCAUGGUACCCAUUUCCCUCUAUGUCAGUGUUGAAAUAAUAAGACUGGGAAAUAGCUAUUAUAUCAACUGGGAUCGGAAGAUGUUUUAUGCACCGAAGAACACACCAGCACAGGCUCGCACAACCACCCUUAAUGAGGAGCUUGGCCAGGUCAAGUAUGUGUUCUCCGACAAAACAGGGACCCUGACUCAGAACAUCAUGACUUUCAACAAGUGUUCAAUCAGUGGGAAGCUCUAUGGUUACUCCUAUGACAAGAAUGGACGGAAGGUGUCAGCCUCUAAGAGAGACAAGGUCGACUUCUCCUACAACAAACUGGCUGAUCCUAAGUUUUCGUUUUAUGACAAGACUUUGGUAGAAGCAGUGAAAAGAGGAGAUCACUGGGUGCACUUGUUUUUCCUCUCCCUCUCAUUAUGUCAUACUGUGAUGUCAGAAGAGAAAGUGGAAGGUGAGCUGGUGUACCAGGCUCAGUCCCCAGAUGAAGGUGCCCUGGUCACUGCUGCCAGAAACCUUGGCUUUGUGUUCCGUUCUCGCACAUCUGAGACAAUCACGAUGGUCGAAAUGGGAGAAACCAGAGUCUACCAGCUGCUGGCUAUUUUGGAUUUCAGCAAUGUGCGCAAGAGGAUGUCUGUUAUUGUGCUGACACCUGAAAAUCGGGUAAUGUUGUUCUGUAAGGGAGCAGAUACCGUCAUCUGUGAGCUGCUUCAUCCAUCCUGUACAUCCCUUAGUGAUGUGACCAUGGAACAUUUAGAUGAUUUUGCCUCUGAAGGCCUGCGUACCCUCAUGGUGGCCUACCGAGAGUUGGACCAUGAGUAUUUCAAGAGCUGGAGCAAGAAGCACAGUGAAGCCUACCUGUCUCUGGAGAACCGGGAGAAUAAAUUGUCACUUGUCUAUGAAGAGAUUGAAAAAGACUUGAUGCUGUUAGGGGCCACAGCCAUAGAAGACAAGCUGCAAGAUAAAGUACCUGAGACAAUCAUCACCCUAAGGAAAGCCACAACUAAAAUAUGGAUUUUAACUGGCGAUAAGCAAGAGACUGCUGUGAACAUUGCCUAUUCCUGUAAUAUAUUAGAGGAUGAAAUGGAUGGAGUAUUCACGGUGAAAGGCAAGGAUAGUGAGACAAUUCGCCAAGAACUCAGGACAGCAAGGGGCAAGAUGAAACCUGAGUCUCUUCUGGAAUCAGAUCCCAUAAACAUUUACCUCACAGAGAAACCCAAAAUGCCCUUCAGAAUACCUGAAGAGGAGCCCAAUGGCAACUAUGGCUUGAUCAUCAAUGGCUACAGUCUGGCCUAUGCUCUAGAAGGGAACUUGGAGGUGGAACUGCUGCGAACAGCGUGCAUGUGCAAGGGGGUGAUCUGCUGCCGGAUGACACCCCUUCAGAAAGCCCAGGUGGUACAGCUGGUGAAGAGGUACAAGAAGGUGGUGACACUGGCCAUCGGGGAUGGGGCCAAUGACGUCAGCAUGAUCAAAGCUGCCCACAUUGGGGUUGGCAUCAGCGGCCAGGAGGGGAUGCAGGCCAUGCUCAACAGUGACUUUGCCUUCUCCCAGUUCCACUACCUUCAGCGUCUACUCUUGGUCCAUGGCCGCUGGUCUUAUAAUCGCAUGUGCAAGUUUCUCAGCUACUUCUUUUACAAGAACUUUGCCUUCACCCUGGUGCACUUCUGGUAUGCCUUCUUCAAUGGGUUCUCUGCACAGACAGUUUAUGAUACCUGGUUUAUCACCUGCUACAAUUUGAUCUACACCUCCCUCCCUGUCCUGGGCAUGAGUCUGUUUGAUCAGGAUGUGAAUGAAACAUGGAGCCAACGUUUCCCAGAGUUAUAUGAGCCAGGCCAGCACAACCUCUAUUUCAACAAGAAGGAAUUUAUGAAGUGCUUAGUGCAUGGAAUCUACAGUUCCUUCGUGCUGUUCUUUGUCCCCAUGGGGACCAUUUACGACUCAGAACGCAAUGAUGGGAGGGACCUCUCCGAUUUCCAGUCCUUCUCUCUGAUAGUGCAGACCACCUUGAUCUGGGUGGUCACGGUACAGAUUGCCCUGAAGAUAACCUACUGGACGAUGAUAAGCCACUUCUUCAUCUGGGGUAGCCUGGGUGUCUACUUUUGCAUAUUAUUCUUCCUGUACAGUGAUGGCUUGUGUGUAUUGUUCCCCAGCAUCUUCCAUUUCCUAGGUGUAGCCAGGAAUGUUAUGAACCAGCCACAAAUGUGGCUUUGUCUUAUCCUCAGUGUGGUCCUCUGUAUGGUUCCUGUAAUAGGGUACCAAUUUCUCAAACCACUAUUCUGGCCUCUCAGUGUGGACAAGGUUUUUGGCAGAAUUCGACAUUGCAUGAAACAUCCACUGUCACCCCCAGUCCGGGUCAGAAUGAAACACCCGAGUAGUCGACGCUCUGCUUAUGCAUUCUCCCACAAACAGGGCUUUGGGGCCCUCAUCGUAUCUGGCAAGACAGAGAAGUUCAAGAUAGCCAAGAAAAGCAAGUAG